This is a messenger RNA of Adineta steineri, 1215 nucleotides long. The record is from the annotation of a GenBank genome assembly. Lineage: Eukaryota; Metazoa; Rotifera; Eurotatoria; Adinetida; Adinetidae.
AUGAAACUUCAUUAUAAUCAACCGAUACCAUAUUAUACAAUUUUAUCAAAUAAUCAAACUGAAAUAACACUUUCUAUUCGACAUUCUUGGAUUGAAAUUAUUGAAUCAUUAGAUAAUCUUAAUAAAGAUUCAAUUCUUUAUUUUAUUCUUCAAUCAUUACGAAAACCAAUUGAAACAAUAAAUUAUUCAUGGCCGAAUAAAACAAAAUUAAUUCUUUAUUAUACAAAAUUUUUUGGUGGGAAUUAUUGGUAUAAUAAAGAUGCAAAUAGUGUAUAUGCAAAUGAUUUGAAUUUCAAUCAUUGUCCAUUAGCAGUUAAUGCUUGUCGUAUUUCAAUUGAUCAUAAAUUUUUCAAUGAAAGUGAUGCAUCACUUAUACAUCUACGUGAAUCACUUAAUUUAAAAAAAUUAAAUAAUCUAUCACGUAAUCAAAAUCAAAGAUUUGUAUUUUUUUUAAAAGAAUCACCUGUACAUUCACCAAAUCUCGCGUCGAAAGACUAUACUUAUUUAUUUAAUUAUACCCAAACAUAUCGACCUGAUUCAGAUAUUACAGCAACGACGUUACAAGAUUUUUUUUGGUUAUUUAAUUAUAAAAUCUAUCCAAAUUAUGAUCUUCAAUCGAUUUUAGAAACAAAAAAACCUAAGAAACUUCUCGUUGCUAUUGUUUCGAAUUGUGGUGGAUCAAGUAAUCGAUUGAAAUAUAUUAAAGAAUUACAACAAUAUAUAUCCGUUGAUGUAUAUGGUUCCUGUGGACAACGAUGUCCGAAAGGUAUCGAUUGCCGGCAAUAUGCAUAUUCAACAUAUAAAUUUUAUUUAUCAUUUGAAAAUAGUUUAUGUGAUGAAUAUGUAACAGAAAAAUUCUUUUUUGCACUUCAUAGUGCACGAAUUAUACCUGUUGUACUUGGUUAUGCACGUUAUGAUCAUUAUAUGCCAUCAUCAGGAUAUAUUGAUGUACGAAAUUUUACAUCACCACGUGAACUUGCAACAUAUUUAGAUUAUCUUGAUAGAAAUACAACAGCUUAUUUGGAAUAUUUUCAAUGGAGACAAUAUGCACUUCAUAUAAAAUUACCAAAAUAUAUGUGUGAACUUUGUUUAAAAUUAUUUGUUGAUGAUAAAGAUCAUAAACAACAAUCAUUGGAACAUAUUAAUGAUUAUUGGAAUAGAAAACAAUGUCAUCGUUAUGAUAAAAAUCAAAAUGGAAUAUGGACUAUGAAAUAA